This is a messenger RNA of Linepithema humile (Argentine ant), 1212 nucleotides long. Its product is annotated as rRNA-processing protein UTP23 homolog. NCBI's taxonomy places the organism in Eukaryota, Metazoa, Arthropoda, Insecta, Hymenoptera, Formicidae. Gene Ontology annotation, molecular function: small ribosomal subunit rRNA binding. Gene Ontology annotation, cellular component: nucleolus; small-subunit processome. The record is from RefSeq and is a predicted model, not a curated record.
CAAACAAGUAGUAUAAGUCAACAUCAAGCCAAACAAUGUUUUUUUUUUUUAGUUUUUUUUAGUUUUUGCAGAUUCCACUGCGAGGCGUUAUUGUAUGCUGCAUACUGCUGCAUACAGAAAUUCUAACCACACUAGAAGCAUAUGAAUAAAUGUGAAAAUUGAGUUAAUUGACAUAAUAUUAUCCAAAAAUUUAUAGUUUUAUAUUGAUUAUCAUAUAAAUAUUCAUUUACACAAAUAAACGUAUAUUUGUGCUGUGUUUUUAACAAUUCUUUUAUCAUAAAAGUCAAAUCUAAUUUAGGUUAAUUUGUGUGUAAAUAUAAUUUUUAAAGAAUUCUUAUUUUUUUAAAAUGAAGACAGCGCGAUAUAAAAAAACCCGUAAAAAUCUUGGGUUUUAUAUACACAAUUAUAAGUUUCAUCAACCAUUUCAAGUUCUCAUUGAUGGUACAUUUGCAUUUGCAGCGUUACAGAACAAAUUCAACAUACAUGAUCAGCUCAAAAAAUACUUUCAGUCUGAAAUAAAGUUGCUAACAACACCAUGCAUUAUUUGUGAAACUGAAAAGCUUGGUACAAUCUCUGCGGCAGUUAAUGGUGCCAUGCAAAUAGUAAAGCAAUUUAUUAUACAUAAAUGUGGACAUGAAAAGACAUCAAUAAGUGGAUCAAGUUGUUUACUGUCUAUGAUAGGAAAACAUAACAGUUCAAGAUAUAUUAUUGCCACGCAAGAUCGUGAAUUACAAGAUAAGUUGAGGACAAUUCCAGGAGUUCCUAUAAUUUAUUUGCAUGGAAAGACACCCACUUUAGAAUCUGCUUCAGAGGCAAGCCGUAAUUAUGCUGAAGCUAUGCAAAAAGGUUUAGGAAUGACUGCAUGGGAAAAAGAAAAUGUAAAAGCAUUGCGAAAGCAAGCAGGAAUGGCAGAAGAGAAAAAAGAUAAAUUUAAAAAGAAAAAGAAAAAGGGAGGACCAAAUCCACUCAGUUGCUUAAAGAAAAAGAAAAAACCAGAAACGAUAAUAAGCAAAAAUAAUACAUCUGGUAAAGUCAGAAAGAAAAAGAUUAAAAUAGCAUCACACAUUAAAGAAGCUUUAAUAACAGAACUGAAAAAUAAACAGGAAUAAAACUAUGUAGAUAAUACGAUUUUUGAAUUUCGUAUUCCUUAUAUGUAUAGAAAGAAAAAUGUCAAAAAAAGGAAAAUAAAGAAAAAAGGCAUUUUUAUAUAUA